CACGUUGACUAUGUACUUCCAGCAGUACUGGCGAGAUAAGAGGUUGGCCUAUGCUGGGAUCCCUCUCAACCUCACGCUCGAUAACCGAGUGGCAGAUCAGCUUUGGGUGCCUGACACUUACUUCUUAAAUGACAAGAAAUCAUUCGUGCACGGCGUCACUGUGAAGAACCGAAUGAUUCGCCUUCACCCGGAUGGGACGGUGCUCUACGGCCUCAGAAUCACAACCACUGCAGCUUGUAUGAUGGACUUGAGAAGAUACCCAUUAGAUGAACAAAACUGUACUCUGGAAAUAGAAAGCUAUGGCUACACAACUGAUGACAUAGAGUUCUACUGGAGAGGUGGAGAUAACGCAGUCACUGGAGUGGAGAGGAUUGAACUUCCUCAGUUCUCCAUUGUGGAAUACAGACUGGUGUCAAAGAAUGUUGUCUUUGCCACAGGUGCCUAUCCAAGACUCUCACUGAGCUUCAGGUUGAAGAGGAAUAUUGGAUACUUUAUUCUCCAAACCUACAUGCCCUCCAUACUGAUUACCAUUUUAUCAUGGGUGUCAUUCUGGAUCAAUUAUGAUGCAUCAGCAGCAAGAGUUGCCCUUGGGAUUACAACUGUGCUGACUAUGACAACAAUCAACACUCACCUGCGAGAGACUUUGCCUAAAAUUCCAUAUGUUAAAGCCAUUGAUAUGUAUCUCAUGGGCUGCUUCGUGUUUGUCUUCUUGGCCUUACUUGAAUACGCCUUUGUCAACUACAUUUUCUUUGGAAAAGGCCCUCAAAGGCAGAAGAAACUUGCAGAAAAAACAACAAAGGCAAACAACGAUCGCUCAAGGUUUGAAGGCAACAGGGUGGACACCCAUGGAAACAUCCUGCUGACAUCACUGGAGAUUCACAACGAGGUGGCAAGCAACGAGGUCACCACCAGCGUGACAGAAGCCCGAAAUUCAACAAUAUCCUUUGACAGCUCAGGAAUCCAGUACAGAAAACAGAGCUGCCACCGGGAAAGCCUCGGCAGGCGCUCGUCGGAACGAACAGGCACCCACAGCAAGAGGGGCCAUUUACGACGAAGGUCUUCGCAACUGAAAAUCAAAAUCCCUGAUCUAACAGAUGUCAAUGCCAUCGACAGAUGGUCAAGGAUGGUCUUUCCAUUCACAUUUUCUCUUUUCAACUUAAUUUACUGGCUAUACUAUGUUAACUGAGUGACUGAGUUUUUUUUUUUUAAAGGACUUCAAUAAUAAAAAGCAAAGUACUACUUGCCUGCAGAGUUUAUAUAUAU
Acanthisitta chloris (rifleman) is the source of this 1263-nucleotide messenger RNA. Its product is annotated as gamma-aminobutyric acid receptor subunit beta-3. Lineage: Eukaryota; Metazoa; Chordata; Aves; Passeriformes; Acanthisittidae. The record is from RefSeq and is a predicted model, not a curated record. Gene Ontology annotation, cellular component: membrane; GABA-A receptor complex; neuron projection. Bases 11 to 1186 code for a protein of 391 amino acids. Gene Ontology annotation, molecular function: neurotransmitter receptor activity; extracellular ligand-gated monoatomic ion channel activity; GABA-A receptor activity. Gene Ontology annotation, biological process: chemical synaptic transmission; regulation of membrane potential; nervous system process. The transcript has 6 exons.